Aspergillus ruber CBS 135680 is the source of this 744-nucleotide messenger RNA. RefSeq names its product lytic polysaccharide monooxygenase auxiliary activity family 9 protein. Bases 1 to 744 code for a protein of 247 amino acids. The record is from RefSeq and is a predicted model, not a curated record. Lineage: Eukaryota; Fungi; Ascomycota; Eurotiomycetes; Eurotiales; Aspergillaceae. The transcript has 2 exons.
AUGGUUUUCUCCAAGAUCGCUUGUGUCCUUGCCUCUGCCUCCAUGGUUGCUGGCCACGGCUAUGUUUCUGGUAUCGUCGCUAACGGCCAAUACUACGGUGGCUACAUCGUCGACACCUACGCCUACACCGACAAUGCCCCCGACACCAUCGGCUGGUCCACCCAAGCCACUGACCUCGGCUUCGUCUCCCCUGACAGCUACUCCUCCCCGGACAUCAUCUGUCACCAAGACGCCAAGCCCGGCGCCCUAACCGCCAACGUCAAGGCCGGCUCCAAGAUCGAAAUGCAGUGGACCGAGUGGCCCGAGUCCCACCACGGCCCCAUCCUCAACUACCUGGCCCCCUGCAACGGCGACUGCUCCAAGGUCGACAAGACCAGCCUCAAGUUCUUCAAGAUCGACCAGCAGGGCCUUAUCGACGGCAGCAACGCCCCGGGUACCUGGGCAAGCGACAACAUGAUCGAGAACAACAACACGUACACGUUCUCGAUGCCUGAGGCUGUCCCUGAUGGCAACUAUGUUCUGCGUCAUGAGCUGAUUGCGCUGCACUCGGCUGGCCAGGAGAAUGGUGCGCAGAACUAUGUCCAGUGUGUCAAUGUUAAGGUUACUGGUGGUGGCAAUGCUAGCCCGACUGGUACUGCUGGCGAGCAGUUGUACAAGGCUAGCGACAAGGGUAUCAAGUUUGACAUCUACUCGGACCUUAGCAGCUACCCUAUGCCUGGUCCUGCUUUGUUCAACGCUAACUAA